Postia placenta MAD-698-R-SB12 is the source of this 3954-nucleotide messenger RNA. RefSeq lists its product as hypothetical. Bases 37 to 3525 code for a protein of 1162 amino acids. Gene Ontology annotation, biological process: intracellular calcium ion homeostasis; calcium ion transmembrane transport. The transcript has 9 exons. Gene Ontology annotation, cellular component: intracellular membrane-bounded organelle; membrane. Lineage: Eukaryota; Fungi; Basidiomycota; Agaricomycetes; Polyporales; Adustoporiaceae. Gene Ontology annotation, molecular function: ATP binding; ATP hydrolysis activity; P-type calcium transporter activity. The record is from RefSeq and is a predicted model, not a curated record.
CUUGUCGACCCAAAAUCGCUGGACGCGCUCGAAAAAAUGGGUGGCGUCAAAGGACUGCUCAGGGGCCUUGGUACACACCCGAAGCACGGUCUGUCGGCGCGUGCGCUUGGUCAGCCUGCUGCCGCGCCCAAGCCUUCAGAAUCCGCAACUGAUCCCAGAUCUGACGGCGACUUCCACGACGGGCCCACGUACGACGUGAGCAUGGACGAGAGGCGGCGCAUAUAUGGAGCAAAUGUGCUCCCAACGCGAAAAACUAAGAGUUUGUUGCAACUGAUGUGGUUAGCGCUCAAGGACAAAGUCUUGGUGUUACUGAGCAUCGCGGCAGUUGUGUCCCUCGCACUGGGAUUCUUCCAGGACUUUGGGACACCUAGACCGCCGGGCGAGCCCCCCGUAGACUGGGUGGAAGGUGUCGCAAUCAUUGUCGCGAUUCUCAUAGUCGUCCUCGUUGGUUCCAUCAACGAUUGGCAGAAGGAACGGCAAUUCCAAACACUGAACGAGAAGAAGGAAGAGCGUGGCGUGAAGGUUAUCCGCGCGGGUGUCGAGCGCGUGAUUGAUGUGCACGAGGUCGUUGUGGGCGAUGUCGCGCUUCUGGAGCCGGGCGAGAUCGUUCCGUGCGACGGGGUGUUUUUGGGCGGGCAUAAUGUCCGAUGCGAUGAGUCCGGCGCAACGGGUGAGAGCGAUGCGAUAAGGAAGGUGGAUUAUGACGAGGCGAUGCGAAUACACGGGGAGCACGGCGACGAAGAGCAUGGACCUGGGCAUGCGGGCGCUGAUUGCUUCGUGGUGAGUGGUGCCAAGGUCUUGGAAGGCUACGGCAGCUACGUGGUCAUCGCGGUUGGUCCAAGGUCAUUCAACGGGCGUAUCAUGAUGGCGCUCCGCGGCGACACGGAGAACACUCCCUUGCAGCUGAAGCUCAACGACCUCGCGGAGUUGAUUGCGAAAGUUGGCAGCGCGGCCGGAAUCCUGCUUUUCACGGCGCUUAUGAUUCGAUUCUUUGUUCAAUUGGGGACCAACGAGCCCCCGCGUACCGCGAACCAGAAAGGCAUCGCGUUCGUUCAGAUCCUGAUCAUCUCGGUGACCCUGAUCGUCGUCGCUGUCCCUGAAGGUCUGCCUCUGGCGGUGACGCUUGCGUUGGCUUUUGCCACGAAACGCAUGACGAAGGAGAACCUCCUUGUGCGCGUUCUCGGUUCGUGCGAGACCAUGGCGAAUGCGAGCGUGGUCUGUACGGACAAGACGGGAACGCUCACGCAGAACGUCAUGACGAUCGUGGCCGGCGCCGUCGGCAUCCACUGCAAGUUCGUGCGCAAGCUUGAGGAAAACAGAGCCCGAUCCAAUGUGCAUGGCGAUGAGGGAGACGAGGAUAGGCCACAGGCCGGUCCGAGUCGUCCCAGCCGCAGCGGAAAGCAUACGGAGGACUUCUCGAUCGACCAGAACCAAAUCAACGACGUUUUCUCCCCGCAAUUGUGUGAGUUGUUCAACGAGGCAAUAGCGGUCAACUCUACGGCAUUCGAGGACACGGAUCCGGAGACUGGUGAACUGGUCUUUGUGGGCAGCAAAACGGAGAUGGCGCUUCUCAAAUUCGCCAAGGAGAAUGGCUGGGCAGACUACAAGGUCACCCGGGACGCUGCGGAUAUCGUGCAAAUGAUGCCUUUUUCAAGCAAGCGUAAGGCGAUGGGUGUCGUCGUUCGGAUGAAGGACGGGAGGUACCGGAUCUACCUCAAGGGCGCAAGUGAGAUACUGUCGAAGAAGUGCACUCGAUAUGUCGUGGUCAAGUCCGAUGGCACAACGAAGGCUGGCCAGAACGUAGAGACGGCGGAGAUCGACGACCUAGCAAGCGAUAAUAUUUCGCGGACAAUCAUUUUCUACGCGAACCAGAUGCUACGGACAAUUUCUGUGUGCUAUCGUGACUUCGAGACCUGGCCGCCUGCGGGUGCUAGCUACACCGCGGAAGACGAGGUUGAGUACGACGAUCUAGCACAAGACCUCACUCUCAUUGCCAUCACUGGCCUCGAGGAUCCCCUCCGUGAGGGUGUCCGAGAGGCCGUUUCCGACUGUCGGAAGGCUGGCGUCAGCGUCAAGAUGUGCACCGGCGACAAUGUCCUAACCGCGCGAUCUAUCGCGGCACAGUGUGGCAUUUUCACGGCAGGCGGUAUAAUUAUGGAAGGACCUGCCUUCAGGUCCCUCAGCUCGAAUGAGCUGCUUGAAGUCGUGCCACGCCUUCAGGUCCUCGCACGUUCUUCACCUGAUGACAAGAAACUACUCGUGGAGAAGCUCCGCGAGCUUGGUGAGAUUGUCGGUGUAACGGGUGAUGGCACGAACGACGGCCCAGCGCUCAAGACGGCCGACGUGGGGUUCUCUAUGGGCAUCUCUGGAACCGAAGUUGCAAAGGAAGCGUCGGACAUUAUUCUCAUGGACGACAACUUUGCGUCGAUUGUGAAAGCCAUCAUGUGGGGGCGGUGCGUCAACGAUGCGGUACGCAAGUUUCUGCAGUUCCAAAUAUCCACAAAUGUUACUGCUGUCGUGGUGACGUUUGUGUCUGCUAUCGCGUCUGCGUCGGAGACUUCAGUGCUAUCUGCUGUUCAACUCCUAUGGAUUAACAUCAUCAUGGACACCUUCGCUGCGCUAGCUCUGGCAACCGAUCCUGCUUCGCCCGCGCUUCUGGACCGCAAACCAGAGAAGAAGACCUCACCGCUAUUCACCGCGGAUAUGUAUAAGCAAAUCGUCGGGCAAUCUAUUUAUCAAAUCAUCAUCGUGCUUAUCUUCCAUUUCCUGGGCAAUCGCAUUCUGCGGUUCGACCCGAACACGAAUGCGUCUGUUGUGCAGACGUUAGUGUUCAAUAUUUUCGUCUUCGCCCAGAUUGCGAACUCGGUGAACUGUCGCCGACUAGACAAUCGUCUAAAUAUUUUCGAAGGCAUUACUCGAAACUACUAUUUCAUGGGUAUCACUUUCAUCGAGAUCGCGGUCCAGGUGCUCAUCGUUUUUGUGGGCGGUGCUGCAUUCCAGGUUACUCGCAUUGGCGGUGCUGAGUGGGGUAUUGGGCUUGCCCUUGGCAUCGUCUCGAUACCUCUUGGUGCUCUCAUCCGUUGCAUCCCGAAUGGACCAGUAGAGCGCGCACUGAUCGCCAUGCGGAUACACUCCAAUCCCGAAGUCCUGCCUACGGUCAGACCAGACAACGAGUGGAACGCGGCCAUUGAUCUCGUCAAGGACAACCUCAGUACAUUUGCCCAUGUUCGUGGCGGCCGUAUGCGUGCUUCAUCAUACGUGGGCAAGAGCCGCAAGGCUCGGCCUCUACCCGAGACUCGUAUGCCUUUGUCUUCAAUCAUGACGAUGGUCCCGACACUUGUCGCAUCUUCAAUUGGCUCUGCUGGCUGGACGCCUCAUACUCCGAACGGUCUGUCGGAUCCCGCGCAUUUCGACCCGUCCAAGUCAUCGGCGGCGCUGUGGGAAGGACGGCUACAAAUACACCCUGACACAAGGCCAGACGACCCCGCUUUGCGCAGAUGGGGGUCCUCCGCUCAGUCAAACUAAUCGCAUGGUCCUGCUUCGCAUCCUCACAUGAACACUCUUGUUGCACAUCACUGUAUCACUACAACUGCACACUCACGUACCUGUCAGACGCUUGAUACACGUCCGGCUUCUACAUCACGCCAAUUCCUCCGACCCGCAUGACAUACUUCAUGACCUCUUUGACCUGCUCUGUUCCCGCAUAUACUCUAUCAUGUGGUUUUGAUGUACUUAAUCGGCCUUAUUCAUUCAGGCCGUGACGUCGACGAGAACGUAAUGACCCGCACGACUUCCUUGCCCCUGACAUUACAUUUCGAGCUUCAUACAUACGCAGAAAUAAUGCUUCUUCAUGUUCAUUAUUCUUAUUUGUCCCCUCUUCGUCACCGUGGAUGUUGAUAGACUACGACACAUGUGCCUGCUAUAAUGCACAAUAGAGCUAGUGUGUUUGUUCGA